CAAAAUUUUCUUUUAUAGUCCGAUUCUGACACUUCUAUUAUUACUAUUGAAAUACCUGAAAAUGAAUGGCAAUUUGAUCCAUCCACCAUUACUUGGCCUAGACCCUUUCACAGCACUCAUAGAACAGUGACUUAACCAUAAUUUUUUGUUUUUCUCAUUUUUUACUUUUCACUGACUAAUUCAAUGUCAUAUUUUAAUUAUUUUUAUUUUCAGGAACCUGUUCAGGAUUGUUCAUCUGCUACAUCACCUUCCCCAACUCCAUCAACAGGAAGUAACAUGUCGAAUUUAACUGAAUCAGUUCAACAAAACCCAUCUGGAACAUCAACUUCUCCAUCUCCUCUUCCGGAAACUGAUGUCGCCAAUGUGACUGAUAGUAAUCAGCCUUCAACCUCCAGUGCUGAGUCCUCCCGAGCAGUGACUGUUCCAUCUGCAACUCCUCGAAAGAGGAAGAAAACCAAGAAAAAUGGUGAUACUUAUCCUUCAACAUCGACUGAUGGAUCUUCUGCAGAAGCCGCAACUACUUCAUCAUCGUCUCCUGUGCCAACGAAAAGGAGUAGGAAAAAUCCGAAGCCUCGUGCUCCUAGGAAGAGGACCACAAAAACAAAGAAAGCUGGUGCCACAACAUCAGCUGAGCAAUCUACAUCUUCAGCAAAUGGCACAGUGAAUUCAGAUUCAUCUGCCACAUCAAGUUCGCAACAAGUGGUACCUGCAACUGAAGAAAGCAAUCAGCAAUCAAUCUCUCCUACAAGUCAAUCGCUUACAUCAUCAAUUUCAAAUUCUGAUCCUGCUCAACCAUCAACCUCAUCUCCUUCAGCAACUCCAAAUUCUGAGCAAGCAGCAACAUCAUCUCAAGAUUCCAGUUCUAGCAAUGUAAAUUAUCCUUCCACGUCCUCUGACAAUUCCAGUAGCAGCAAUUCUAAUCAUCCUUCGACAUCAUCUGAAAAUAAUAAUGAUGGCACUUUCCGUGAACGUUUUAAUCGACGCAACCAGAGAGUCAUCCCUUUGCGUCAUGCCUCAGAGCUUAUAGUUGGGCAACUUUAUACCAUUGUUAAUAUGCAACGUGUUAAUACCAAGUACGGAAGUUCUAUAAGAGCUGAGUUGGUUGAUGACCGUUCACCAGUUAAUCGGUCAUUCCUAUUUUUGCCUACACGCUUCAGAGAUACCUCUGAGGACGAUCUCAGACAAAUGAAUGAAGCUGCUGCUGGUGGUCAGCUUUUUUUGGUCUACAGAGGGAAAAUUGGUAAAGCUGACAUUAUUGACAUUAUAUAGUGAUCUAUUUUAUUCAUUUCGUAGAACCCUAUUCCUCAGUUUUGCUUUCAUUUUAACACAAAGUUUCCAAUUUCUUUUUGUUGUAAAAACAACUUAACCUAUACUAUUCUUUUUCUAAGUCAUCUACAAAGUAUUUUAUUUUUUGUCACUGAAAUAAGAUAUGAUCUGGUUACAUGAUAUACACUCUUAAUCUGCAAUAUAAUAAACUGUUUCAAGAAAUGAAAGUAGUUAGUUUUUGUUUUUCAUUGAUGAAAACAACAUGACAAAUUGGUAAAGCUGAAAUAAGGUACUCGACCUGGUACUCUGAUUGGUCGUUAAUAUUUAUUAGAAUUAUCAUUGUACAUUGUAGUCAUAUGUACCAGUAGAACUUCCUUCGAUCCUGAAACCUGUACAGCUUAAAAUCGGCCUUUAUAAGGUCAUUCUUUUUGGAGCACUUUUAGUAUUUUGACGUUUUUGGUAGGUUAUGGUUUUUUCCUUUCCAAACUUAUUUUAUCUUCUGUUUACAACGAAGAGGUGUUCACAUUAAUAUAACUUGACUAUU
This is a messenger RNA of Frankliniella occidentalis (western flower thrips), 1810 nucleotides long. RefSeq names its product putative protein TPRXL. The transcript is spliced from 6 exons. The record is from RefSeq and is a predicted model, not a curated record. The coding region runs from base 184 to 1269 and encodes 361 amino acids. Lineage: Eukaryota; Metazoa; Arthropoda; Insecta; Thysanoptera; Thripidae.